GAAUACAAACAAAGUGGGAAGAAAAGGGGAACACGGCGUAGAUGCUGGGAGGCUUGUUUAACUGCCUUUGUGUGUGCGACAGUGAGCCAGCAGAAGCGUAUUUUGAACAGAGAGGAGUUGUUCUUCCGGCAAUUCAGGUGGCUUGUGAAUGCAGCAUCGGGGGCAUCACUGCCAGUAGAAGGAGCUCUUCUGGUUUACCUAAUCCAGAAGAAAUACAUACACAAACAUGGCGAUAUCACAAGCGGGCAAGAUGCUGUCCUCUCUUCGCUGUACGCUUUAUUUAUUAGUCCUCGGGGCUGCAGGAGUGAGCUCGUCGACGCUUCGCCUCCACCCGGAGCAGCGCUACAUGCUGCCGCAAAACAGGGGCUUUUUCACGAUAGAGGCAAAUGAGGAUUUACAAGACGGAGAUGGAGGAGGCGCCGCGGCUCCAGCGCUGCCUCUGGCCGCUGGUAGCGCAGCUGAAGGCGGCGCGGACUCCGGAGCCCAUCCGCUGCAUCGAAGGCGCCGGGGCGCGGGUGAAUCGACCAUGCCGAAGGUGUACGGCCAGGCCAACCUGAACGACUCUCACAACCAGAUGGUGGUCCACUGGGCGGGAGAGAAGAGCAAUGUCAUCGUAGCCUUGGCCCGGGAUAGUGCAGGAGCCACGGGGCCCAAAACCAGCUCUGUCUACGUUUCCUACGACUACGGCACCACGUUCACACCCGUCUCAGACAAGUUCCAGCUUUCUGGGGCCAAGGUGAAGAAUGGCAGCAAACAAGUCAUCUCCCAGUUCUACCACAGCCCCGCAGACAACAGGAGGUACCUUUUUGUAGACUCCACCAACAAUUACCUGUGGAACACCUUCGACUUCUGCAGGAGCUUCCAGGGCUUCUCCCUCCCCUUCAAGCCGACCGACCUGCUGCUCCACGCCAGGCGCUCCAACCUGGUGCUCGGCUACGACAGCUCUCACCCGAACAAACAGCUGUGGAAAUCAGACGACUUUGGGGAGACGUGGUUGUUGAUCCAAGAGCAUGUGAAGACCUACUUUUGGGGCGUGGAACCGUACGACCCCCCCACCACAGUGCUCGUCCAGAGACACGAGCCCGUGGGUUUCUCCACUAUACUCAGCAGCACCGACUUCUUCCAGAGCGAACAGAACCGCAAAGUGAUCCUGGAACAGGUGGACAGCUUCCAGCUCCGGGACAAGUACAUGUUCGCCACCACCACACGGAAACUACUUGGCAGCCGUGAACCAUCAUCUGUUCAGCUCUGGGUCUCCUACAACCGCCAGCCAAUGAAAGCAGCCCAGUUUAUGACCAGACAUCCAAUCACAGAGUACUACAUAGCGGAUGCAUCUGAGGACCAAGUCUUUGUGUGUGUGAACCACCUGAACAAUGUCACACACCUCUACAUCUCAGACACACAGGGCCUGUCCUUCUCCCUGUCUCUGGAGAAUGUGCUGUAUUAUAGUCCUGAGGGCUCUGGCAGUAACACACUCAUCAGGUUCUUUGCCAAUGAGCCGUUUGCAGACCUUCAUCGCGUGGAGGGGCUUCGAGGCGUCUUCAUCGCUACGCUCAUCAACGGCUCUGUCAACGAGAACAACAUGCGAUCGGUCAUCACCUUCGACAAGGGAGGGACCUGGGAGCUGCUGCAGCCGCCUGCAGCCGACAGCCUUGGAGGAACUGUGGACUGCGAGCUCAGUAAAGGUUGCUCUCUGCACCUGGCCCAGCGCUGGAGCCAGCUCUUCAACAUCCAGCUGAGGAGGAUGCCCAUUUUAUCCAAGGACUCCGCACCCGGACUCAUCAUGGCUACAGGAUCUGUAGGGAAGAACUUGGCCAACAAACCCAAUGUGUACGUAUCCAGCAGCGCUGGAGCUCGGUGGAGAGAGGCGCUGGCAGGCCCUCAUUUCUACACAUGGGGGGACCACGGUGGUAUCCUGAUGGCUAUCGCACAAGGAGGCCCCACCACACAUCUCAAGUUCAGCACCAAUGAGGGAGAGACCUGGAACGACUUCAAGUUCUCAGACAAGCAGGUGUACGUUUACCAGCUGCUGACAGAGCCCGGGGAGAAGAGCACCAUCUUCACCAUCUUCGGCUCGUACGCCGAGCAGAGACACAGCUGGCUCAUCCUGCAGGUCAACACCUCCGACGUCCUGGGUGUGCCUUGUUCUGACGCGGACUACAAGCGCUGGUCUCCAUCAGAUGAGCACGGCAACGACUGCCUGUUGGGCCGAGAGAUAACGUUCAAGAGACGAGCGCCUCACGCUACUUGUUUCAACGGAGAGGACUUUGACCGGCCAGUCACCAUCUCUAACUGCUCCUGCACGCGCCAGGACUAUGAAUGUGACUACGGCUUCAAGCUGAGUGAAGACUUGUCUCUGCAGGUGUGUGUGCCUGACCCCGAGUUCCUGGGGGAUCUCUACGCUCCUCCAGUUCCUUGUCCUGUCGGUACAACCUACCGCCGCAGCAAAGGCUACAGGAAGGUACCAGGCGACAGCUGUAGUGGAGGAGACGUGGAGUCCAGGUUGGAUGGAGAAAUGCUGCCUUGUCCCGUUGGAGAGAGCAACGAGUUCAUCCUGUAUGCGGUGAGAAACUCCAUCCAUCGCUACGACCUGGCCACAGGCACCGACCAGACCUUGCCCCUGGUCGGUCUCAGGGAGGCUGUAGCUCUGGACUUUGACUAUGACAGGAACUGCUUGUACUGGGCUGACAUCUCCCUGGACACCAUACAGCGUCUGUGUCUGAACGGCAGCACGGGACAGGAGGUUGUAGUGAGGAAAGACCUGCAGAACGUGGAGGCGCUGACCUUUGACCCCAUCAGUAGACUGCUCUACUGGGUUGACGCUGGAGCGCAGAAGAUUGAGGUGUCUAAUCCAGACGGGGACCUGCGUCACACGCUGCUCAACUCUUCUAUCCUGGAACAUCCCAGGGCUCUGGUUCUGCUGCCUGGAGAAAGUCUGAUGUUCUGGACCGACUGGGGCGACCGAGCAGCUGGUGUUUACCGGAGCUACAUGGACGGAACCAACGUCUCCUGCAUCGUGUCGGACGGCGUUCGCUGGCCCAACGGCAUCACGGCCGACGACCACUGGCUGUACUGGACCGAAGCCUACAGCGACCGCAUUGAGAGGGCCGACUUCACUGGGGGCCAGAGGAGCGUCCUUAUGGAUGGACUGCCACACCCGUACGCCAUAGCCGUCUUCAAGAACGACCUGUACUGGGACGACUGGUCCAGAAUGGGAAUCUUCAAAGCCCCCAAGGCUGGUUCUCAGAGCAACGAGCUGAUCGUUGGCAGACUCACCGGAGUCAUGGACCUCAAGAUCUUCUAUAAGGGGAAGAACAGAGGCCAUAAUGCCUGUGCCGACCAGCCGUGCAGCCUGCUCUGUCUGCCUCAGCCCAGCCACAGACACACUUGUGUUUGCCCAGACGGUGCCCCGACUGCAGUCAUGCCUAACGGAGAGCUGCAGUGCCAAUGUCCCGCCGGUUACCAGCUCCAAAACAGUACCUGCGUCAAGACUGAGCACAGCUGUUUGCCCAACCAGUACCGGUGCUCCAACGGCCGCUGCAUCAGCAGCAUCUGGAAGUGUGACAGCGACAACGACUGUGGAGACAUGAGUGAUGAGCAAGAGUGUCCCACUACGACCUGUGAUCCAACCAACCAGUUUCGCUGCGUGGCUUCAGGCUCCUGCAUCCCACUGGCCUUCAAAUGCGACCAUGAAGACGACUGCGGGGACAACAGUGAUGAGGAGCACUGCGAGUCCCACCAGUGUGGCAUCGGGGAGUUCACAUGUGCACGAGGUGUUUGCAUCCGUGAGGCGUGGCGCUGUGAUGGAGAUAAUGACUGCAGAGACUGGUCUGAUGAAGCCAACUGCACAGUUGGCCACCAUACAUGCGAACCCAGCAGUUUCCAGUGUCACACAGGUCACUGUAUACCACAGCGCUGGAAGUGUGAUGGUGACGAUGACUGUCAGGAUGACUCAGAUGAAGAUCCUAGAUAUUGUGAGGGGACACGGUGUAAGGGCUUCCUGUGCUCCAAUGACACCUGCCUACCGGCCACUGCACACUGCAAUGGCAUCCAGGAGUGUCCAGAUGGUGGUGACGAGCACAACUGUGACCCACUGUGUACUCGCUACAUGGAGUUUGUAUGUAAGAACAGAGCCCAGUGUCUAUUUCAGUCUCUGGUUUGUGACGGGAUCAAACACUGUGAAGACGGGUCUGAUGAGGAUGCUGAAUAUGCUGGAUGUGCCACGCCGUCUGAAUUUGGCAAAGUGUGCGACGCCUACACCUUCCAGUGCGCCAACGGCGUGUGUGUGAGUCUUGAGUGGAAGUGUGACGGCAUGGACGACUGUGGGGAUUACUCUGAUGAAGCCAACUGUGCUGCUCCUCCCGAGGUGCCAGGUUGCUCCAGGUAUUUCCAGUACGAGUGCAAAAACGGACGCUGCAUCCCCACGUGGUGGAAGUGUGACGGAGAGAACGACUGUGGGGACUGGUCAGACGAGGCUCAGUGUACAGGUGGCGUCACUCCUCACACUGUUGCCCCCGGUCCUGUUACAUGUGCCCCCAACCGCUUCCACUGUGGUUCUGGAGCUUGUAUCAUCAACACCUGGGUGUGUGAUGGUUACGCCGACUGCCCCGAUGGCAGCGACGAGCUCGGGUGUCCCACAGCUAAUGGCUCCGUGACGCUGGCCCCAGUUCCCACUCCGGCCGCUCCUCUCCCUCCUUCCCCUGGUCGCUGUAGUCGGGGUGAGUUCCAGUGUCGCCGACCCCCCCACUGCAUCCCGGACUGGCAGCAGUGUGACGGGCAGUUCCACUGCGAGGACGGCUCUGAUGAAGCCCACUGCCCUACCCGAGGGCCUCUGUUCUGCGUCAACGGGACUCGCUGUUCUGACGGCGAAGCCUGUGUGCUGGACAUCGAGAGGUGUGAUGGCUUCCUGGACUGCUCUGACCACAGUGACGAGGACAACUGCACCCUGGACACCAUGGCCUAUAAAGUCCAGAACCUCCAGUGGACUCCAGACUUCUUGGGUGCCAUCACUCUGACAUGGUCACGUCCUAAAAACCUUCCUCUGGACUCCUGCUACUUCCUCGUCUACUACAGGCUUAUGGGCACGCAGCAGUGGACGAUCAUGGAUACCCACAGCAACAAGACCAGCUACAAACUGACCGUGCUGAAACCAGACACCACCUACCACGUGAAGGUGCUCACUCAGUGCCUCAGCAAGCUGCACAAGACCAAUGAGGUGAUCAUUGUCAGGACACCAGAGGGACUGCCAGACCCUCCCAGGAACUUGCAGCUGGUCUGUGAUAACGUCGAGGACGGGACGGUUGAAGUUUCCUGGAACCCCCCUGACAAAGGACACGGCCUCAUCAGGGAGUACAUCGUUCAGUACCGUGAAGGCUCUGAAGGCGACUGGGUGUCACAGAGUUCAACCCAGACCAGUGUGAAGGUGAAGGAGCUGCAGCCACUCACUCUGUACAGUUUCAGGGUGGCUGCAGUGACUAGUCGAGGUGUCGGAAACUGGAGCGAGGUUAAGUCUUUCACUCCUAUGAAAGCGCUGCCUCCUCCCUCUGUGAUCGCCGACAGCAUCACCGCCGACUCCAUGAGCCUUUCAUUCAGCUUAAACUCCCAGCAGGAAGUGAAACAGUACAUUGUGAUCCUGUCGUGGCAGUUUGACACCCACGUCAAGGAGAGCAAGAACUACACAGUCACAGUGGGGAUCCUCAAAGCUACGAACCUGACAGCGGGGACGAUGUAUGAGGUGGCUGUGUGGGCUCACACCAGUAUAGGAGACAGUCCCACGGCCCUGUCUCACCACCGGACCGCCGGCACUCAGCCCGAUAAACCCUUCCUCAAAGUCAAGGCUGUCAACCAGACAGCGGUAGAGUGCAGCUGGACCAUCAGCGGACCCCCUGCUCAGAUGUACGGUGUGUUUUAUGCCACGUCCUUCUUGGAUCUGUACCGGACUCCACGUCAGGUCCGCACCCCUUCUCUCACCCUCACAGUGACGGUGGACAGCGAUGAGCAGUAUCUGUUCCUGGCGCGAGCCGUCUCUCCCUUCCUGGGUCCUCCCUCUGACUACGCGGUGGUGAAAAUGAUUCCCAACGAGAGGCUGCCGCCCAGGAACCUCCACCGCGUGCGAGUGGACAAGACUCAAGCAACGCUGAAGUGGCAGCCGCCCUACGACACCCCGGACACACCUCUGACAUAUGCGAUCCACGUGCGGGACGUGAUCCGCAAGGUGGAGCGGGACUACAAGCUGACCACCCCCAACAACACGGUGGAGUACCAGCUGAAGGGCCUGGAGCCCGGAGGGCGAUACAGCGUCUCCGUCCGCCUGCGCAACAUGAGCAAGGAGGCCAGCUUCACUCUCAGCACCGUUCCUCUUCCAGCUCCAGAAGCCCUGAAGAUUUUGACAGAGAACGAUCACAUAUUCCUUUUAUGGAAGAGUCUGGCUGUCCGAGAGAAGGGCUUCAAUGAGAGCAGGGGAUAUGAAGUCCACGUGUUUGACAGCGUCACCAACCAGACGUCGUAUCUGGGAAACACCACGGACACCUUGUUCCGCAUCAACAGCCUGCUGGCGGGACACAACUACACGUUCUCCGUGCAGGCCCGCUGCCUGCUCAGUGGUCAGCUGUGUGGGGAGCCUGCGCUACUGCUUUACAACCAGCUGCCAGGGACCAGCGACGCCUCUCGCAGCGAGGGCCACUCUGGGGACAUGGCUGCAGUGGUGGUCCCAGUCCUCUUCCUGCUGCUGCUGGGCGUGUGCGGCGGCUUGGUGGCGCUCUACCUCCGGCACCGACGGCUGCAGAACAAUUUUACCGCCUUUGCCAAUUCCCACUACAACUCUCGCCUGGGCUCUGCCAUCUUCUCCUCUGGCGACGAGCUGGGUGACGAUGACGAAGACGCUCCCAUGAUCAGCGGCUUCUCAGACGACGUGCCCAUGGUCAUCGCGUAGCAGCCCGUCCCUCUGUGACCUGUUUCCCUCUCUUUCUCCUUCCCCCCUUCUUCCUCUUCCUCCUCUUCUGCCCAUUUGCCCCCCCUCCUACCUUCCCUUCGCUCAGCGGCACGGUACACCAUUUGGAAAACACUUGCCGCCAUCCCAAAUUCAUCAGCGGGAAUCCGCCCAAAUUAGCAGGAAAAGUGGAGAAAAAUGGAAAAGUGUAAAGAGAGAAAGAGAUAUUUUUCAAAUAUACAAUGCACUUUUUGGAUGCGCAAUAACUUAUUUUUUAUAGUAUUAAAUAUAAAUAUAAAUAUAUAUAUAUAUGGGGUCAAAAAAAAAAAAGGACUGGGAGGAAGAGGUGGACACUGAAGCAAACUGUGAAGGAUUUGAGUUUGUGCGUCAGGGAAAGGGAGACCCUACUGUAUUUGUAAUGCAAACUCACUAUCCAUAGGAGUGGUUCAUUGCUUAAAGCCAAAAUAAGCAUCCAGAGACUGGAAUAUAGAAUGCAAAAAAAAAAAAAAACACAAAAAACACAAAAAAAAUACACACACACACACAUAGAGUAAAUAUAGACGUAUGUACAAAUAGAGAAUAUCAGAGCAGUAAUAGUUACAUAUUGUGGUCAUAGUACAGUGUGUACUAUAGCAUCAUAUGUGAUAUUGGUGCCCGGUGUGAGACAGUUGGAAGGUUUAACUAUGGAUCAUAUGUCACCAUCUCCAGAAUCCGAAUCUGGUUAAAGGAUCGCCCGUUUGGUAACCGCAGAUUCUUGUUAACGCAUUAACAAAGUGUUUGGACAGGUCGGCGUCCGGGUCGUCCGGACGCACCCCGUGGUGUCCUCAUAGAUACUCCUUUAUGUUCCACCACCAGCACACUGUUGUUUGUAUGUAUGUAGAGGUGACCCCCUGAUUGGAGAACAUCCCCAGCUUAAACGGAGGGGGAGAGAGCCCCUCCUUGCAUUGCCAAGACCAUUUGAACUAUUUGUAAAUAUUGGCUUUUAAUAUGUCUUCUCCUUGUAAUGCUGCACAUGUCAUUCUGUAAAAUGUGUUUGUUGUCUUUUAUUUUUAUUUUUUCUUCUUCCACAAAUUUAACCUUCCCCUGCAUUUUUUUUUUUUUUUUUGUCGCCAUAUCUUAAUUCGUCGUAAGAGAAAGUGAGUUUGGGGUUCUCAGGGAACUGUGUCGGAGCGGACACCAGCGCAGCAGCGCCACCGCCGUCGCCGCCACGGCCUCUGGCAGCUGUACACCUGCUGUGGAAUUGGUACAGGAUCCUCUGAAGAGGUGCUGGGUCAGCUGUGGGUGGGAUGAGUGGCAGGGACAGGUCGUCAGUGGUUGGGAUGGAAAGUCCAGAGAAGGUUUCCGAUGAGGAUUUAAGAGAUCAUUCCAUCGGGGUUAGUUUUUAACUGACCUCUAGUUGUUUGCUUUUAUGUGGUUUGGCUUUUAAACAUAGUUUUACAGUCUCCUGUUCCGGUCACACCAGGAAGUGGAACCAGCUACAGGUAGAAUAAACCUUAGUGAGAAGUGGUUCUUAUAGGUUUGACACAUGACCAAGCUGGUCACCUAUCACUAGUUGAUUGUUGAUUCAAAUACUAGAGAAAAGUAGUAAAUCCCCACUUUCAUAGAAGCUACCGCUCUCAUAUGUUUUAUCUCAACAGAUGGACACAUAAAAGCCAAACUAGCCAGAUAUAACAGGAGCUGCAGCGAGGACGUGGGCUGGUUCCUUUAGGGAUCGGGAUGUUAUCUGUCUCGUUGCGCCGCACAUCAACUCACAAACGAAACCUUUGUCGUGCCCCCUCCCUCACCUGACUCAGUGCUUUAGUCCAUUAACUGAUGCUAGCGUUUUUGCCUCUCGGCUUGAGCCACUUGAACUGACGGUGUCCCGCUCUCUAUUGACCUUGUUCUUGUUUUGUUUGUCGAGACGUCUUCAUGAAUGUAUUUUAUAUGUAUUUUUUAAAGGUGUUGUCCCAGCUCAUUAUGCUACUGUCACCGCCUGUGAAGUCAAUGCACGCUCUGGUUUUUGCCCCCAACCCCUCCCUUCCCACACUGGAGCUCACAGCCUUGGCAUUGUUGCUCCGUAGACCGGCUUUCUGCAGACAAAUGUCCGUCGUCGCGCCCUUCAAAUUCACAAUUUGCAACAAACCAUUUCGGUUAAGUAGUGAUCAUGUUUCCUUUCAUCGUCACAUUCAUCCCCACAACGUCAAAGUGUCUGUACUGUCAUUUAAGGUUGUCCUCAAGACUAUAUUUCACGCAGCCCUGCCCUGCCCAUGAGGUACUUUAUUGUGUUUCUCGGCCUUAAAGACAGAUUUACUCUGGUAUGGAUGCUGUUUCUGUUUUCUGAGUUUCUGUUUCGCCACAUAAUGCCUUAUUAGAACACAUUGGGUUUCUAUGUAAUGUACUGUUUGUAUUAUAGUACACAAGUGCACACGCAUGCAUACACUCGCACACACACACACACACACUUGACAAGUACGCUAAGGAGGCUGAGGAGGAAUUUACUGUUAGGGCAUUUUGUUAAUUUUGUCGGAUCACUGCUCCUUUCUUCGCCAGCCGCCGCGAGCCGGACUUUAGUGUUUUUAGUCGGGUUUUACACUCUGUACAAAGUUGAACUAUUGGUUAUCGUGUGACCGUUUGUUUCCCACCUGUCCUAAUGUCCACUCUUGUCAAAUAGUUUGCUCCAACGUGUCGUUUGGCACAGAGUUUGGAUCACGUUGGAUUCGGCCAUGUUUGAAGAUGUUAAUGUCUUGCUUGCUUGUAAAGGAGAGAUGUCUGGAGAAACAGUGUGAGGUGUUUUAAAAAACCACUUAUACUGAAAUAAACUUGCUGAAAAGUUCAA
Mugil cephalus (flathead mullet) is the source of this 9743-nucleotide messenger RNA. It is a transcript of the gene sorl1, whose product is annotated as sortilin-related receptor, L(DLR class) A repeats containing. NCBI's taxonomy places the organism in Eukaryota, Metazoa, Chordata, Actinopteri, Mugiliformes, Mugilidae. Gene Ontology annotation, molecular function: protein binding. Gene Ontology annotation, biological process: protein retention in Golgi apparatus; post-Golgi vesicle-mediated transport; protein targeting to lysosome. The record is from RefSeq and is a predicted model, not a curated record. The coding region runs from base 227 to 6931 and encodes 2234 amino acids. Gene Ontology annotation, cellular component: membrane; Golgi apparatus. The transcript is spliced from 48 exons.